CAGCCAAUCAAAUGAGCUCGUUCUGUCUCGUGUGCUUCACGUGACCAUUCCAACAUGGCUCUCUGCUCCACUCGUUCUGAAGCUGCACAAUAGCAACAUGUCAAUAUUUCAUUAUAUGGACUCUAUUUCAUUUUUUAAGAUAGAUUAAAUAAGUUGAGAUAAACACUCAAAGAUGAAGCUCCGAGUACAACUGCAGUGCAAGAACCUUCAUGAAUACCUGAAGGAACUGAGUCCAGACAUCCUCGACAGACUGUACAACCAUCCAGCCACGUGUCUCGCCGUUUACAGAGAGCUCCCAUCUCUGGCAAAGAAUUAUGUGAUGCGAAUGCUGUUCCUGGAGCACGCUCUCCCGCAGGCAGCCGUGGCAUUGUGGGUCAAAAAAGACAGCCAAAAGGAUCAUGACCAGUGUGUGUCCGUGCUGACUGGACUGAGACUGUGGCACAGCCAGCAGCUGCAGGGAGGCCUUCAGGGCAUCGUGCUCAACCCUGUGUUUAAGGAUAACCUGAGGAUUGCAGUGCUCGGAGGUGGUAAGCCAUGGGCAGACGAGGGCAGCAGUCUCGGCCCUGAUCGGCACGCGCGGGACGUAGAGAGCCUGGACCGCUAUGCCAUGGAGCGCUGGGAGGUCAUCCUGCACUUCAUGGUGGGCUCCCCGAGCGCCGCGGUCAGCCAGGACCUCGCUCAGCUCCUCAUCCAGGCCGGCCUCAUGAAGAGUGAGGCUGGUGAAGCGCCGUGCAUCACUUCAGCUGGGUUUCAGUUUCUGCUACUCGACACCGCCUCUCAGCUGUGGUACUUCACCCUGCAGUACCUCAAAACAGUGCAGUCUAGAGGGAUGGACCUCGUGGAGAUUCUUUCCUUCCUGUUCCAGCUGAGUUUCUCCACCCUCGGCAGGGACUAUUCUGUUGAGGGCAUGAGUGAGUCUCUACUGACGUUUCUGCAGCACUUACGAGAGUUCGGCCUGGUUUUCCAGAGAAAGAGGAAGUCGAGGAGGUACUACCCCACUAGACUGGCCAUAACUCUGGCUGCAGGAGUCACUGCCAACCCUUCAUCCUCCUCCUCUUCUGCUGCUUUGACUGCUUCACCAGGAACAGGAGACUCUGGUUUCAUUGUGGUAGAAACCAACUAUCGUGUGUACGCUUACACAAACUCUGAGCUGCAGAUCGCUCUGGUUGCUCUCUUCAGCGAGAUGCUGUAUCGGUUUCCUAACGUGGUUGUGGCACAGAUCACCAGAGAGUCUGUACAGCAGGCUAUUGCUAACGGCAUCACAGCACAGCAGAUCAUCCACUUCAUGAGGACCAGGGCACAUCCUGUUAUGCUCAAACAGACUCCGGUACUUCCUCCAACCAUCACAGAUCAGAUCAGAUUGUGGGAACUUGAAAGAGAUCGGCUGCAGUUUACAGAAGGCGUAUUGUACAACCAGUUCUUGUCACAGGCUGAUUUUGAGGUUCUGCGGGAUAGAGCUCAGGGAUUGGGAGUGCUAGUGUGGCAGAACCCACAGCACAGGGUCAUGGUGGUGACGCCACAUGGACACAGCGAGGUUAAGAGGUUCUGGAAGAGACAGAAGAGUCACACGUAGGACGAACAGACGCCACAGGGGUGAGACGGUGCCAUCAUGGCAAGGGAGGCCUUAUCUGAACUAAAAUACUGCACAUACACUGUAUGCAUUUACACAUUUCCCUUUUCCUUAAGGAUACUGACAGAAAAUGUAUGGUUUGAACAGUUGGAGUGAAAGAAUAAGAUUUUUCACUUGAAUAAAAAGUUGUUGGUUCAUUUAUUGAUUCUCUUGCCAUUACUGCUUCUCUUGUGCAUUUAUGUAAGAAGAUUGUACAGAAAAUUUGUGAGUAAUGAUGUGAGUAAAUGCAACAAGCAAAUACUUCUCUUAGAAACAAUGAUUUCGUGGUCAGUGGUGGCUCAGUUGUUAAGGCUCUGGGUUUCUGAACAGAAGGUAGGGGGUUCAAGCCCAAGCACCAUCAAGCUGCCACUGUUGGGCCCUCGAGGCCCUCAAGGCCCUUAAGCCUCUCUCUUCCUGGAGUGCUCUAUCAUGGCUGACCCUGUGCUCUGACCCCAACUUCCUAACAGGCUGGGAUAUGUGAAGAAAAGAAUUUUGCUUUACUGUAAUGUAUAUGUGACAAAUAAAGGCUUACUUCUUCAAUGA
Molecule: messenger RNA, 2152 nt
Organism: Pangasianodon hypophthalmus (striped catfish)
Lineage: Eukaryota; Metazoa; Chordata; Actinopteri; Siluriformes; Pangasiidae
Gene: gtf2h4
Product: general transcription factor IIH, polypeptide 4
Exons: 14
Coding region: 173-1573 (466 amino acids)
Biological process (GO): nucleotide-excision repair
Cellular component (GO): transcription factor TFIIH core complex; transcription factor TFIIH holo complex
Molecular function (GO): ATPase activator activity; double-stranded DNA binding
Source: RefSeq, a predicted model, not a curated record